AUGGAGGAUACUUUCGUCAAUAUCGACCGGGAUCAGCUGGUAACAUUCAAGGAAGAUCUGAAUGCGGUCUUUCGGGACAUAGAAUUUACGAUGGAGGAGGAAGAAAACAACCAGCUGGCCUUCCUGGAUGUCCUCGUACGUCGCAAAGAUUGUGGUGGACUAAAAAGCAAAGUGUUCAGGAAAGUGACAAAUACGAUGCAAGUACUGAACUUCAACAGCAACCACCCAAUUAGCCACAAACGCACUUGUGUAAGGACGCUGUAUCGGCCUCCAAAACGCUGUAGAAAGGUGUGCACAAACAAAUGAACUUUUGGUGAUUGACAGCAUUAGGAGAGCAAUCGAAAUGCCCAAUGUGAUAAUACUAUUUUCAAGAAAAAGUUCAACUCCAAACAUAUUAACGCAGCGCAUGCCAUAAGACAAUAAGGCUACCUAUGAGAAAUAUGUGCGUAGACGGCUUUGUUUUCCAGUGCACAAGCUGUAGCCGACGGAAAUCAGUGCGAACCGGACCCCUGUUUGAAGGCAAUCGCCUAAACAUACCAAAGAUGAUGAAAAUAAUGCUGGUUUUUGUGAUAGGAGACAGACUAAAGAAGUGGAGGUUGCACGCAUCACAGCUCUCAGGUGGUAUCGCGCAUGUCAGGAUGUUUACUCAGGCGCCUUUUUGAAGGUAACCAUGCAGCUUGUCGGACCCGAAAUUGAAGUCCAGAUGGAUAAGACGAUGGUGAGCAGGAAGAAGCCUAAUAUCGGCCGUUCUGGGUUGUGAGCAUGCACGAUAUCCACCAGAGGAAGGCUGUCUUUGAGCAACUCGCUAAGAGUGCAACAGGCCAGACGCAAACAGCUGUUUCACGAUCGUUACCGAUCAUCAGUACGUCAUAGACCUUAUGAAGUGAGGAAUAUAAGUAUUUCAAGUAGUCGUUUGACACUCACUGACGUGGUUAGGCGGGCGGACAAAAUGGGAUCGGGUGAGAUCCGGACCACAACAGUGAGUGUCAAAGGCCUACUUGCCAUGUCUUUGAGCCAGCCAGUAACAGGAGUUGGGUCUCCCUGGAAACUGUCGUAAAGAUAUGUGUUACCCGGGGAGCUUAACUGUUACUGCGGAAUGGAAGGCAUACAGUUACCUGCCUGUGAAAGCAUACCAACCUCUCAACCACUCCCGCCAGGCAAACGCCAUCGAAGUAUAAUGGAUCCGGCUGAAGAGGAAACUGCUCGAAAGUGGGCCGGUCUCUGGAGAUCUCUGGGAGCCCAUCUCGACGAAGCCCUAUAUAGAAUAUAAUUCGGAAUUGACCGAAGUGUUCCUGAUGUCGCCUGGAAUACGCUUCUAGCACAUCAUGCUCAAACGUAUCUGGUUAAGCAAAACUCCCCGUGCUAAAGUAUCGACCAACGUGUAAUAAAGGUAGCUCUAGAAAGCGCCCUUUAAUAGAUUGUUUAAAUGUUUUUUUACUGUCUGGGAAUGUCUGUUUUCCAAAUUUGUGCGGAGGCAAUCGUUGAGUUGGUUGAAUUGUUGGACUGUUCGUAUACGUUAGGCUGCGAAGGUGCCUUAAGAGGUGAAGUGUAGUCGGAAGUCUGAAACUUCAGGUGGGACCAUUGUUUGGGAUAAGAUUACUCGGGACUUGAAGAUUCUGCAUGACAAAGGCGGUGACUUGAAGUGAUAUCAAAAGUAGGAGACUGGUCACAGUUGCUGCCCAUUCACCCACUUGCAUAAGGUAAUUCAGACAAGAACCAGCAGGGCAGCGGAUUUAAUUGAAAUCCAACAAAGAAUUCGGCAGACUGCUGCCAUAUCCACCAGCAGUUAAGGAAUAAGCCUUAGCUCAGAUAACAAUUAGCCAACAUACAUUGUGCGCGCAAAAACUUGCCUGGACUUUUUGAUCUUUUCACGCCUCUCUCUUCCUUUCAGAAGCUAGUGUCCCCACCCAGUGUUCAGUGCGACUGCGGCAUUGACGAAAUAGCAGAGGCCUACGCCAACGGGUGA
Messenger RNA from Spirometra erinaceieuropaei, 1966 nucleotides. The record is from the annotation of a GenBank genome assembly. NCBI's taxonomy places the organism in Eukaryota, Metazoa, Platyhelminthes, Cestoda, Diphyllobothriidea, Diphyllobothriidae.